Molecule: messenger RNA, 1110 nt
Organism: Radiomyces spectabilis
Lineage: Eukaryota; Fungi; Mucoromycota; Mucoromycetes; Mucorales; Radiomycetaceae
Product: glycosyltransferase family 15 protein
Exons: 7
Coding region: 1-1110 (369 amino acids)
Biological process (GO): cell wall mannoprotein biosynthetic process; protein N-linked glycosylation
Cellular component (GO): membrane; Golgi apparatus
Molecular function (GO): alpha-1,2-mannosyltransferase activity
Source: RefSeq, a predicted model, not a curated record
AUGCAACGGAAACCUGUCAUUCUGUUUACCGUGCUGGUAUUGUUAUUCAUCGUGGGGUUGAGCUCAUUCCGGUCUUCCCACAACAACUAUUGGAAGCUCAAUGUACCGACCGUUUCCCUGGAUAAUCACCCCAAUCUUCGCGAUCCUUCACUGCCACCGGCUUGGCAAAACACCACCAGAGCCAAAGCAGCAUUCGUUAUUCUUACCCGUAAUUCCGAACUCGAUGCAUUGCGAAAAACAAUGCAGCAACUGGAGGCACGAUUCAAUCACAAGUUCAACUACCCAUACGUCUUUCUGAAUGACGAACCCUUUACAGAAGAGUUCAAAUUGCUGACACAAGGAUUGACCAAGGCGAAAACGGAAUAUGGACUUAUUCCUCAUGAACACUGGAGUUAUCCCGACUGGAUUGACGUGGAAAAGGCCGAUCGUUUGCGAAAACAAAUGGGUGAAAAUGGGGUUAUCUAUGGUGACAAUCUAUCUUAUCGUCAUAUGUGUCGGUUUGAAAGCGGCUUCUUUUUCCGCCAUCCUCUAAUGACAAAAUAUGAUUAUUACUGGCGAGUGGAACCAAGUGUCGAAUUUUCCUGCGAUUUGGACUAUGAUCCCUUUUUAUUCAUGCAAGAAAACAACAAAAAAUACGGAUGGACUAUUUCAUUAUUGGAGUAUGAAAGUACAAUUCCUACCUUGUGGCAAACAACCAGAGCGUUUAUGAAGGAGUAUCCGGAACUCAUUCCGGAGGAGAAUCUGAUGAAGUUUGUGUCCAACAACAAUGGUGACACGUACAAUUUGUGCCAUUUCUGGAGUAAUUUUGAAAUUGGCGAUCUCAACUUUCUCAGAAGCAAAGAGUAUAUGACCUAUUUUGAGUACUUGGACAAAGCCGGCGGUUUCUUUUACGAACGAUGGGGAGACGCGCCGGUUCAUUCCAUUGCCGUAGGUCUCUUUUUGAACAAAUCCGAAGUUCACUUUUUCGACGACCUUGGCUAUCGACAUGAACCCUUCAUGCACUGUCCCAUCUCCAGAGAACUACAGAAGAAAUGCCACUGCAAUGCUGAAGACAACUUUGAUUUCACUGUAUAUUCUUGCAUGAAUCGAUGGAUCGAAGCAACAAAGUAA